AUGUGAUAGGUUAUAAUGAUAAGCAAGAUUUAUAAUUUGAAUAUCCGGUAAAUGGCCUUUAAACAUUAUACUGUGAACAGUAUGAUAAUGAACAGAAAUUGAUAGAAAACAUCUGUUGGGAAUUUUUUUUAAAAAUUUGAACCGAUAGCACUUCAGAACUAAAUUUUAGAGUACCAUGUGUAAAUCUAAAUUAUAUAUAUGCUAUAAAACUAAAUAAAAAACUUCCAUCAUUCGACUUUUCGUUUAAAUUAUGGGACAUAUCAGGCUCUUCUAUCCUCCAAAGCUUCAAGAUUUCGGUAAGUUAUGCCAGUCAUCAGAUUCUGAAGACACUUCAGACCUCAACAUGAACACACACCUGUUCCGUACAGUUUCCAGAAUCUCGAAGACACACGAUUGCGAAGCAUGCCAUAUGUACCCCCUGGAGGAUUUCAAACACCGUGACGAACGCAGAUCCAAAAACAUGUCUGACAAACUCGGCUUUAAACAGGUUAAGCAAGAUGAUAAGAUGCAAGAGUUGGUUUUGCUCUUGGUGAAGUUGAGCUAUCUCAAGACGAAACUUUCGAGAAUAUACCGUCCUGAAAAUUUCAAGCACGCGAUGCUCUAUUCUAUGAUGAACAAUGUUCGGGAAGAUUUGCAUAGGAUGGUGAGGAAGAAUGAAAUGAGGGACUCUUUGCUCCGAGAAGGUGCCUCAAAGCUGGAGACCAUCGACCGACUCCUGAGGACUGAAGUGGUCCGGGCCUUCAAAGCCAGGGUUCGGAUUGAGCAGCCCAAGGGACACCGACAUACCGACAGUUCACAAUCAGCAAGAAAUUAAAAGUCUGACGACUUACAAUAAAAUGUGUUGUCUUCUAGAUAUUUCUUUUACAUAUGAAUUUAAAUGAACCGUCAAAACUUUUAUCGUAUGUGAUAACUUAACCUCAUACAUAUAUUUACUCAACGAUAAGGCUACAUCUCAUUUUUUUUAUAGCGGCAUUGGAUAAAUAUAUACAGCUAGCUAGAAUUUCAUUUUCACAUAAAUCUAUUUUCUACUAAUAUAUACUAUUAUAUUUUUUGAAAAAUAUAACUAUUAGAUCGUCAUUUUUAAUCAAUCGCAAC
This is a messenger RNA of Nezara viridula (southern green stink bug), 1095 nucleotides long. The record is from the annotation of a GenBank genome assembly. NCBI's taxonomy places the organism in Eukaryota, Metazoa, Arthropoda, Insecta, Hemiptera, Pentatomidae.